Messenger RNA from Cuscuta epithymum, 1653 nucleotides. Lineage: Eukaryota; Viridiplantae; Streptophyta; Magnoliopsida; Solanales; Convolvulaceae. The record is from the annotation of a GenBank genome assembly.
UCCACUCUAGGGCUGCUACCCGUCGGAUCCCCAAUUUCUCAGGACCGGCCCUGAGGAAGGGAAUGAGUGGGAUAUCAAGUCUGUCACAGCUAUGGCAACAUCCUUCAUCCACACGCUUACUCAGGAGCUGCAGUUUCCCCAAAAGUCAGUACACAGUGAUUGGAAGAGUUAUGCAUCCCAUGUCAUGCUUGUGCAAGCAGGUGCAAACCACUGCUUAUGAAGUUGUAAAUGGAAGCUACAUCCCGAAUCAUGAUUCUAAACUGGAUGAAAGAGUAAAAUCAACUACCCCAUUAGAAAACACGGGUGCCUUUAAAAAGUUACCCAUGGUAAUGCCAUCAGUGGAUAUAUUAUAUUCGGCACUGAGGAAAGCAAAGAGGGUCUCACCUACAAAAGUUUGAAAAAUCAUCAUCAUCAUCAUUACCCGAGUGGCGCAAAGGCUCCCACCUACGGUGAGGCAUUGCUAAUAUUGCAAAGCGAGAGAGAAAUCGAGGUGCAAAACAACUUGAUGCGCUGUUGAAGGAGCUAGCUCUUCCAUUGAAGACAUACAAGGAGACUUUCCCAAUAAAACAGUGUUUGCAUCCUUAUGAAAGAUCUUUGAUUGAGUUGACACUAGGAGAUGGAAACUAUGAAGCGGCUUUGAGAAAGAUUGAUGCAUUGAGGAAGAAGGUUGUGUCAGUUGGAAAAGAACAUGCCUCUCUCUGUGCCAAGUCAUCGACAAAGCGUGAAGCGGAGGAGCGAUUGAGUGAGGGAAUGAAAAACCUUGAAGACAUUUUUCAAAGUGAAGGAAAAGCUGUUGAUGAGCUGAUGGACAUUGCCAAGACAUUGAGAGCAAUGCCAGUUAUUGAUUUGGAAACUCCAACCCUUUGUCUUGUGGGCGCUCCUAAUGUUGGUAAAUCGUCGUUGGUUCGUGUACUUUCAACCGGGAAACCAGAGAUCUGCAAUUAUCCGUUUACAACUCGAGGAAUUUUAAUGGGGCAUAUUACUUUGAGCUACCAGAAUUUUCAGGUUACUGAUACCCCUGGUAUCUUGAGGCGGCGUGAUGAGGACAGGAAUAAUUUGGAGAAGUUGACGAUUGCUGUUCUGAGUCACUUGCCGACAGCUGUACUUUAUGUCCACGAUUUAUCCGGAGAGUGUGGAACAUCACCUUCCGAUCAGUUUGCGAUUUAUAAGGAAAUAAGGGGCAGGUUUAGUAAUCACAUCUGGCUUGAUGUUGUCUCUAAAUGUGACCUGCUGCAAGAAUCUUCUGUCAUCUUUGUAACAGAAGAUAGCAAAACAGACCAUCCCGAGCUUGUAAAGUACAGGAAAAUGGGACCUGACGGGGCGUUACACGUGUCCGUGAAGAGCGAAAUCGGGCUUAAUGACUUGAAGAGCAGAGUCCAUCAGCUACUUGUAUCUCAAUCAGAAAGGAUUGAAACCCCAAAGGGUACCAAGGAAAAUUUUGUAGCUCUAUAGACCUUCCAAUAAAAUGCUAUCAAUAUGGAUGAGGUUAAGUUUGUGAGCUUGGUUGGUACUCCACUUUUUUGGCUCAUACACCCAAUCUUUCACUCAAGGCUAGCUUAUUUGACUCCAGUAGUAUAAAAUGUUUUGCAAAAUCUGUUAUUGUUAUGUAUAUGCAUUUUGUUGAAAUACAAUCUUUUAAAUAUUAGUUCCUUU